Nymphalis io (European peacock) is the source of this 1272-nucleotide messenger RNA. RefSeq names its product 28S ribosomal protein S15, mitochondrial (gene bonsai). NCBI's taxonomy places the organism in Eukaryota, Metazoa, Arthropoda, Insecta, Lepidoptera, Nymphalidae. Gene Ontology annotation, molecular function: structural constituent of ribosome. Gene Ontology annotation, cellular component: ribosome. The record is from RefSeq and is a predicted model, not a curated record. The transcript has 5 exons. The coding region runs from base 93 to 914 and encodes 273 amino acids. Gene Ontology annotation, biological process: translation.
GUCAUUUAUAUAUAUACAUUCGCAUAAUUAGUAAAAUAAGCUAUUAAAAAGGAGAAAGGUUAUAAAUCAAUAACAAAUUUGAAUUGGAUACAAUGUUACGUCGUCUAACGACUUCGGUUAUUCAGUCUCGUGGUGUAAAGCAAUUGGUUAACAUAAAAUGGGUUAGACCGGAAUAUAUACCUGCUUAUAAGCACGAAAGAUCGGGUGAUUUGGAAGGUCUCCCAAAAAUUCCAAAAAAUUCUCUGCCUGAAAUAUAUGCUUUAAGUGACGAAUUAAAAGAUGCUCCAGAAUCUGUUAAGAAGAUUUUCUCCGUGGAACAUCUUGGAAAGAAAGAAUAUAAUGCCCUUGUUCAGAAAGAAUUGAUAAACAGAGUAAGGAGACAUAAGUAUGAUGAAAACACAGCUGAAACCAGAAUUGCAAGGAUCACUGGGCACAUUCGGUGUCUACAAGAUACAAUGGAAAAAUUUCCACGUAAUGUUAAAGCUAAGCAAACAGUUCAAGAAUUGAUAGAUAAAAGAAAGAAGUUAUUAAAGUUUUUAAGGCAGUAUGAUUAUAAAAAAUUUGAAUGGUUGCUAGAAAAGUUGAAUCUUGAAUACAAAGCACAUCCCGAAACAUAUCACAAAUUAUCACGUAAAGAAUCCUUACGUAAGCUAACUGAAAUGCACUGUGAGGACAUCCGUCAAAGCAAACUUGCAGACUACAGAAAUUUGUUAGAAAGUCAACAGGGACCAUUUCUCAAACAGAAACUUGAAGCACUGAAGUUCAUAAAAAGUGAACAGAUGGAGUUACAACUACCUGUAACUGUUUCUGAUCAAGAUAUCAAAAAAGUCGAACAACAAUUAGAAGAUUGGAAAAUAAAAGAUGAAAUCAAACAACAAGCUAAGAAAAAGAAGAGAAACAUUCUGUUAGACUAAAUAAUUACGAAUAUAUAUAUUUUGUUUAGGAAAUAAAAGUCGAUAAACUAUGAAAACCGUUUAUUUUAAACUAAAUCUUAUUUCUAAAAUUACCCAAAAUAUAAUCAUAGAAUGUAUCAGUCAAGUUGGACGGACAAUUUACAUAAAUGCUUUUUCAAUCAAAACCUUAAAGGUAUUUUGUAUACCUAAAUACUAAGAAAAACUUAUGAUUAAACAUGUACAAUUUAAUAUGUCGAAUAUAUUUAUUUGGCUCUUAUGCCUAGUUUUCUGAACAUUUUAAAAUAAAUGAACAGAGUAAUAAAACCUUAAUAUGUAAAUAAGUCUACAUUCAGUAGAUACUACAAUAAUAAAGCAUAUU